Molecule: messenger RNA, 622 nt
Organism: Aspergillus vadensis CBS 113365
Lineage: Eukaryota; Fungi; Ascomycota; Eurotiomycetes; Eurotiales; Aspergillaceae
Exons: 1
Coding region: 53-451 (132 amino acids)
Source: RefSeq, a predicted model, not a curated record
GACAAGAUGGCAUUCCCGGCGAUUAGGGCUGGGGUUGGGCAGCGGUUAGCCUAUGAAAGCACUGCAAAGCGGCGUGGCCCAAAAGGGUAAAGUUCCAAUCGUGUCCCCAAAUGCGGCUUUCUCCAAACCAUCAAAACUUCAGGUUGUGAUUUUCUGUCGUCGCCUCAAGAAAUCCCCUUCUAUCACGACUUCUCUCGCCGUGAUUCUGCCUGGAGCAGACGACUCAACUUUCCGUGAACCGAGCGCGCCACUUCCCGCUCCUACUCUGAGCCCGUCAACCCCCCCAGCUGCGCCUUCCGCGAUUCACUCUCCGACACAAAAUUUGCCAUCCGCGCUAUUUUGUCUCUUCCCCUCCGACACGACCGCUUUCCCUCUCAUCACCACAAUCCCGCCGUUGCAUCCUCUUCAACCACCCUCACUUUUCCCUCACCUCCUCAAUCAACUUUCAUAAUGGCCGCUGUUGCUGAGAACGGUCACGCGCCCGUGGCUGACGAGAACGCCGCCCCCGUUGCUGCCGCCGUCGAACAGAAGGAACAGACCGAGAAGACAAAUGGAGACUCUGUCACAGUAUUCCACGACCCCGAAAAUUUCACUGUGAAGCAUCCUUUGAUGCACGAGUGGA